AUGCCUCGCUUCCUAUCCAGAUCUAACCCCGCAUUCGCCUUAGUGUUGCACAAUGCUCUGCACACCAAUAGCUCACCCCCCCGUCCCUGCUGCCCAUUCGCCGCUUUCUCGCUGAAUCGCCUCUGCAACCUACUCCCCUUUCUCCCUUGCUCCGCGUUCUGCUCGACAUGCGCUCUAUCCACUCCCGUGACGAUCUCCCUAUCAGCGAAUCUCCUCCCUUCUGACCAUAGCAGCGCCUCUCCCCUCGCCCCCGCAGUGACUCGCCUCUCCCCCCGGCGUCGCGUGCGCCCUUCCCCUGGCGUCGCGUGCGCCCUUCCCCCCGGCGUCGCGUGCGCCCUUCCCCCCGGCGUCGCGUGUGCCCUUCCCCCCGGCGUCGCGUGCGCCCUUCCCCUCGGCGUCGUGUGGCCACUUCCUCUUGGCGUCGCGCUGUUGAGAGUGGGUUUUUUCUCCUCCGUUUCUGUCACCCCUCUCCCCACUCCACUCCCCCACCCCUCUCCCAUACACCUCCUGCUCCCUCACCUCUCUCCUCCACAUUUCCCUCCACCCCUCUCCCCCACCCUUCUCUCCCUGCCCCUCUCCCCCACCCUUCUCUCCCUGCCCCUCUCCCCCACCCUUCUCUCCCUGCCCCUCUCCCCCACCCAUCUCUCCCUACCCCUCUCCCCCACCCUUCUCUCCUUACCCCUCUCCCCCCCUUCUCUUUCUGCCCUUCUCAGCCCCUUCGCCCUACCCCUGCCAGAAGGCAGUGAGAUCAGGAGGCCAGCGCACACUUCGCUCCCCCACACCCCUCCUUUACGCCUCUCCCUCAACCCUCUCUCAUCCCCCCACCACCCGCCCCAACACUCUCCUGCUGCACCAUGCCUUUGCCAGGAGGAGCCAGCCCCCAAGGAGGCAGAGGGAUCAGCUAGAAGCCAGCACAAGUCGCAAUACGCGCAAAUUACCGACGCGACGACAAAGACCCAGACGAGCUGCAUUGACUUGCCACCUUCCCUUGAUCCUGCUACCGGUAUCAGCAUCUCAAAGGCCCAGACGAGGCACACUAUGUCAAGGGACCGCUUGCAGAUUCGGAACGGAAACACCCACGAGUAG
Closterium sp. Yama58-4 is the source of this 1086-nucleotide messenger RNA. The record is from the annotation of a GenBank genome assembly. Lineage: Eukaryota; Viridiplantae; Streptophyta; Zygnematophyceae; Desmidiales; Closteriaceae.